AUGUGGGACACCAUCAAGACAAGUAGCAUGAGCAUAAUUGGAAUCCCAGGACAGGAAGAAGCAGCUAAAGGCACGGAAAAAGUUGUGGAAGAACUAUCAGAUAAAAACUUUCCUGCAAUGAUGAAGAAUCAGCAAUUCAUGGUACUGGUUCCAGCAGCCAUCUAUACCAAUGAGUCUGAGAAGGUUUGUGUUUUACUUAGUUACCUGAAUGAGCCAGUGACAGUGAACAUAACUCUGGAAUUGGGAAUGCAAAACUGGAACCUCCUCUGGAAACAGAUUCCAGAACUACCAUCUUUCAUUGCAUUUAUUACUGCGCAUGUGACUGGAUCAACUCAAGUGUUCACAAAAAAAAAGCAAAUCUACAUAAAAAAACCAAAGAGUCUGGUCUUUAUUCAGACAGACAAACCCAUCUACAAACCUGGACAAUCAGUGAGAUUCCGCAUCGUCGCUGUGAAUGUCAAUUUUUACCCUGUGGACGAAACAUUCCCUGUGGUUUAUAUUGAGAAUCCCAAGAAAAACAGAAUUUUCCAAUGGCAAAAUUUCACACUGCAAAAGGGACUCGGCCAGCUCUCUUUCUUACUCUCAACGGAGCCCAUUCUGGGUUCCUACAACAUCAUCCUGCAGAAGGAGUCAAAUGAAACGAUAAAGCAUUCCUUCGAGGUAGAAGAAUAUGUUUUGCCCAAAUUUGAAGUCCAAGUGAAAAUUCCCAAGAGAAUUGGUUUUACAGAGAAAGAAUUUCCAGUAUCUGUCUGUGGCCUAUACACAUAUGGAAAGCCUGUCUCUGGUCUAGUGACAAUGAAGAUAUGCAGAAAAUAUAUUCAACAAUACCAAUCUAGCUGUUCUGACCCAAGUUUGCCAGGUAUCUGCCAUGAAUUUAGCCAAGAGGCAGACAAUGCAGGUUGUUUUACAAAAGUGAUAAAAACAGAAGGGUUUCAAAUGAAACGAGCUGGAUAUGACAUGUCAUUAAAAGUGGAAGGAACAAUCAAAGAGGAGGGAACAGAGUUGGAACUUACUGGUUCUGAAGUGUGUCACAUCACAAACCAAUUAAGCGAAAUGCGUUUUAUAAAAGCAGAUUCACAUUACAGGCGUGGACUUCCUUUCUUUGGGCAGGUUCUUCUAGUUGAUGAGAAGGCUCAACCAAUCCCAAAACAAGACUUAGUUGCCCUGGUGUUGGAAGGUGGUCAGGUACACCACUUUACUACUGAUGAACAUGGCUUGGCAAAGAUUUCCAUUGAUACCACCACCUUAACAUCUUCUUCCAUUACAGUCAAUGUCCGUUAUAAACAGACACAAUACUGUUUGGAUUACUGGUGGCUUCAAGAAGAGCAUGAGCAAGCUCUUCAUUCUGCAAACCAUAUAUACUCCCCAAGCAACAGUUACGUUCACUUUGAAUCUCUUUUUGGUGCUUUGACUUGUGGACAAAUGCAGGAAAUCAAAGUGCACUACAUUCUGAAUGAAGAGAUCCUGAAAGGCCAAAAUGAGCUCACUUUCUACUUCUUGAUCAAAGCAAGAGGAAGCAUUUUGCAAUCAGGAAUUUAUGUGUUGUCCCUUGAACAAGGAAGUAUGAAAGGAGUGUUUUCCUUCUCCUUUCGAGUGGAACCAAACAUGGCCCCCACUGCUCAGCUGCUUGUCUUUGCUAUUUUACCUGAUGGAGAAGUUGUUGCAGAUAUGGAAACACUGCAGAUUGAAAAAUGUUUUGCUAACAAGGUCAAUUUGACCUUCUCCUCAGCCCAGAGCAUGCCAGCAUCAGACAACCACCUCAAAAUCACAGCCACACCCCUCUCCCUCUGUGCCCUCCGUGCUGUGGACCAGAGUAUGCUGUUAAUGAAACCUGAAGCUGAGCUCUCGCCUGAAUCAGUUUAUAAAUUGCUACCAGUGAAGGAGUUGCCAAGAAUUGCAAAUGAAGUCAUUGGACAGUGCAUCCGUCCUGAAGAUCUAGCUAAGAAUGGCAUUGUGCACACACAAAUGCAGAUUCUCGAAGAAGAUGAUGUCUUCAGUAUCUUUAAGUCUGCAGGAUUGCAUAUUUUUACCAAUUCAAAAAUCCAUAAACCAAAUAUUUGUCGACCUCACCUGCCAGUGGUUGAUAAUUAUGACUCAUAUCCUAUGGGCAUAGCACAAGACCAGCUUCAAAGCCCUGGUGUUGGUGGAAUUGUUCAACCUAUAAUACCGCAUAGACCUGUAGAAAUUGUCCAAGAGAUUAUCCGGAAGUAUUUCCCCGAGACCUGGAUCUGGGAAUUGGUUGUACUCGAUUCAUCAGGUGAAAGUGAGAUGGCAGUGAAAGUCCCUGACACCAUCACGGAAUGGAAGGCCAGUGCAUUCUGCUUGUCCAAAACAACAGGACUUGGCCUCUAUCCCAUCAUCUCUCUACAAGCCUUCCAACCAUUCUUCCUAGAACUUACUCUCCCCUACUCUGUGGUGAAAGGAGAAGCUUUCACAUUGAAAGUCACUGUGUUCAACUAUUUGUCGUAUUGCAUUCAGGUCCAUGUGACGCUGGAAGACUCAUCUGCCUUCCUCGCUGUCCAAGAGGAGAAUGCAGACUCUUACUGCAUAUGUGAAAAUGGGAGGAAAACUGUGUCCUGGGCUGUGACCCCAAAGUUCCUAGGAAAGGUGAAUUUCACAGCAUCAGCAGAAGCUGUACACUCUCAGGAAUUAUGCAACAAAGAAGAAUCUAAAAUUCCACCAUUUGGAAAGAAGGAUACAGUAAUCAAGUCCUUGUUAGUGGAGCCUGAAGGAAUAGAAAAGGAAGAAACUUUCAACACACUGCUCUGUGCAUCAGGUUCUGAAGUUCCUGAAAAGUUGUCUCUAAAAGUUCCCUCAAAUGUGGUUGAAGGAUCUACCAGGGCAACAUACACAGUUGUGGGUGACAUACUAGCUUCUGCAAUGCAAAACCUCCAGAAUCUUGUCCAAAUGCCCUAUGGCUGUGGAGAGCAGAAUAUGAUUCUUUUUGUCCCUAACAUCUAUGUUCUGACCUAUCUGAAAGUGACACAGCAGCUAACAGAGGAGAUUAAGUCCAAAGCCAUCAGCUAUCUCAACAGUGGAUACCAAAGACAGUUGAAUUACAAGCACAAUGAUGGCUCAUAUAGUGCCUUUGGAGAUCAUGGUGGUGGAACUCAGGGAAACACUUGGCUCACUGCAUUUGUGCUCAAGUCCUUUGCUCAAGCCCAGUCAUUUAUCUUUGUGGAGACCUCACACAUCACACAUGCUUUCACCUGGCUUUCAAAGAGGCAAAAGGAAAAUGGUUGUUUCCAACGUUCUGGGUCACUGCUAAACAAUGCUCUUAAGAGUGGAGUAAAUGAUGAAGUGACACUCUCUGCCUACAUCACCAUCGCUCUGCUAGAGAUACCUCUGCCUGUCAAUCACACAGUUGUCCGCAAUGCUUUGUUAUGUCUGGAACGUGCCUGGCGAUCCAUCUCAGAGACUAAAGGAAGUUUUGUCUACACAAAGGCUUUAUUAGCUUAUACAUUUGCCCUAGCAGGAAAGCAGACCAUGAGAAGUGAGCUACUUGAAUCACUAGACAAAGAGGCUGUGAAAGAAGAGAAUUCAAUCCACUGGCAGCACCCUGGCAAACAACAAGAAGCUAAUCAGCUCUAUUAUCAACCACGGGCAACUUCUGCUGAAGUGGAGAUAACGUCCUAUGUACUCCUUGCCUAUCUUACUGUGAAGCCUGCCCCAUCUUCAGAAGACCUGUCCAAAGCAUCACGCAUAGUGCAAUGGAUCACCAAGCAACAGAAUCCUCAUGGAGGGUUCUCAUCUACUCAGGAUACAGUGGUAGCUCUCCAAGCCCUUGCCAAAUAUGAAGCACAGAUUUUCACUAAAAGAGAGAAAACAACUACUGUCACAGUCAAGUCUUCAGGGGCAUUCACCAAAGAAUUCCAGGUAGACAAUGCCAACCGCCUAUUGCUGCAGGAGGUGCAACUGCCAGAGAUUCCAGGAGAGUACAGCACAACGGUGUCUGGAUCAGGAUGUGUGUAUCUCCAGACAUCCUUGAGAUACAAUAUAUUACCAAAGAAAGAUCGGAAAUCUCCCUUCUCCUUGAUGGUUGAUACGCUGCCCAAGAGUUGUAAUGAUGCAAGAGCUCACAAGAGAUUCCAGAUUCUUAUCAACAUUAGUUAUACUGGGGAACGACCGAGCUCCAAUAUGGCCAUUGUUGAUGUGAAGAUGGUAUCAGGCUUCAUACCUAUGAAACUAUCAGUGAAAAAGCUCCAAGAAAGGCCUCAGAUUCCAAGGACUGAAGUGAGCACCAACCACGUCUUAAUUUACUUUGAAGAGCUAACCAAUCAAACCUUGAGUUUCUCCUUCCUAGUGGAACAAGAUGUUGAAGUAGAGAAUUUAAAACCUGCUACAGUCAAAGCUUAUGAUUAUUAUGAGACAGAUGAAUUUAUCAUUGAAGAGUACAGUGCCCCUUGUAGUGCUGAAUCUCAGAAAGGAAAUGCUUGA
Elephantulus edwardii (Cape elephant shrew) is the source of this 4437-nucleotide messenger RNA. Its product is annotated as alpha-2-macroglobulin-like. Bases 1 to 4437 code for a protein of 1478 amino acids. Gene Ontology annotation, molecular function: endopeptidase inhibitor activity. The record is from RefSeq and is a predicted model, not a curated record. Gene Ontology annotation, cellular component: extracellular region. The transcript has 36 exons. Lineage: Eukaryota; Metazoa; Chordata; Mammalia; Macroscelidea; Macroscelididae.